Ziziphus jujuba (common jujube) is the source of this 2230-nucleotide messenger RNA. Its product is annotated as serine/threonine-protein kinase MHK. The transcript is spliced from 19 exons. Gene Ontology annotation, cellular component: cytoplasm; nucleus. The record is from RefSeq and is a predicted model, not a curated record. Gene Ontology annotation, biological process: intracellular signal transduction; protein phosphorylation. Lineage: Eukaryota; Viridiplantae; Streptophyta; Magnoliopsida; Rosales; Rhamnaceae. The coding region runs from base 640 to 1944 and encodes 434 amino acids. Gene Ontology annotation, molecular function: ATP binding; protein serine/threonine kinase activity.
UGGUUUCUUCUCCUUUGCUUCUUCUGCGGAAUCCCUCUCUCUAAUGGCUUCAUUACUAAUCCAAAUUCUCUCUCUCUCUAAAACUUUCUUUCUAUAGAAUUCUCUCUUAAAAUUCAAUCCCUUUGUUAUCUCCGCCAAAAAUUCCAUAUACAUUGUGAUCUUUUCCUUUUUAUAUCUACAUAUUUUUGUUCUUUGUGAUUUUUUUUUUCUUUUUUUCUUUUUUGUGGCUGUAUCAAUUUAGCAUCAUCAUUUGGUUCUUUACUCAGAUUGAUUGGCUAAGGGAUAUAGGAAGAGGAAAGAUAUGAAAUUGUCAGGUACCCCAGCUUUUUAUUUGAGGGUAUUAUGAAGUAGAUCUAAAGAAAAUGAAUUGAUGUUCAAGCCCGUUAAGUUUAAUGCUUGAUCUCUGGAGUUGUAGUGGAGGAUUGCAAAAUGUUGAUAAAUCUCUCACUAAAAGUCAAUCCUUCCUACGAUGAACAGUCAAUUUUUGAUGACAUGAAAAGCUUCAUGCAAGACCAUAGCACUAAACCUUGCCUACAAGCUAAUGGCCGAAACUGUUUUGAAAGCUUAGACACCUCGGUUUGGAGGUUGUUCAAAUUCCACUGAAAGAUUGUUGAUUAUAUCAUAAGUUGAAGUUUAAUAAUGGAAAGAUAUAAAAUUUUGGAAGAGCUUGGAGAUGGCACUUGUGGUACUGUAUAUAAGGCCCUGGAUUGGAGAAGUCGUGAAAUUGUUGCAGUUAAGAAGAUGAAGAGAAAGUUCUUUUUUUGGGAAGAAUACUGGAGAUUGAGAGAAAUUAGGGUCCUCCGUAAAUUGAGUCACCCCAAUAUUAUAAAAUUGAAGGAGGUUCUCAGGGAAAACAACGAGGUGUUCCUCAUUUUUGAGUACAUGAAUUACAAUCUCUACCAAUUAAUGAGAGAUCGAGAAAGGCCCUUUUCAGAAGCUGAAAUACGGAACUUUAUGUCUCAAGUGCUUCAUGGACUUAAUCAUAUCCAUAGAAAUGGAUAUUUUCAUCGUGAUUUAAAACCUGAGAAUUUGCUGGUGACAAAUGACGUUCUUAAAAUUGCUGACUUCGGACUGGCUAGAGAAGUUUCAUCGAUGCCUCCUUAUACUGAAUAUGUUUCCACACGGUGGUACCGAGCACCAGAAGUCCUGUUGCAGUCCAAAUCAUACGCUCCAGCAGUUGACAUGUGGGCAGCUGGUGCAAUCUUAGCCGAGCUUUUCACUUUGUCCCCUAUUUUUCCUGGUGAAAGUGAAAUAGAUCAAUUGUUCAAAAUAUGUUGUGUUCUUGGUACACCAGACUUGACUUCCUUUCCUGAAGGGACAAAUAUUUCUCGAUUAUUUGGGAUCAUAAGUUAUGAAAAGAUGCUCCCUGCAAACCUCUCUGAUUUAAUACCAAAUGCAAGCCCAGAAGCUAUUGAUUUGAUCAUGCAACUAUGUUCAUGGGACCCAUCAAGGAGGCCAGCAGCUGAUGAGUCAUUACAACAUCCUUUCUUCCAUGUUGGUUGGAUUCCUCGUUCACUUGGUGAUCCACUUGAGCUAAAGCUGAGUAACAUGGGUGCAAAGCCAAACCUUGAGUUGAAAUUGUCAGACUUUGGUGCUGAACCUGAAGAUUGCUUUCUUGGCUUGACAUUGGCUGUGAAGCCCAGUGUUCCAAAGUUGGAUGCGAUUCAUGAUGGAUCUCACAGUAUGAAUAAGAGUGCACUGUUUUGCUCUGAUUUGGAAGAUCAUACAGAACAGUCUGUUCUGUGGUCUCUGAUUUCACCCGAUCGAAAUGGAAUUCAUGCCCCAGUAGAGUCUUCCUUUUCUGUAUCUUUCAGUACAAUUCAACAUCCAUCUAUUAGAGUUCCACAGUCAGCUGGGUUCUCCAUUCCAGCCUUGCAGCCUAACAUCUUAGAUGGUCCAUUUUUAGCCAGGUCCUCUCCCUUCUCCCAGGGUCAUUGCCUUUGAACGGUCUGAGUUAUACGACACUUAAUAUGAUCUGUAAUGAGGGCUGUAUUUUUCUUUUUUGCUUUUUCUUUUAUUAUAUGUAAAGCUCAAUUAAGCAUUUUCAUAGUUUCUCUCUGUAUCAUGGAAAUGUAAAGUGUAAUUCCAGAGACAAAAAUACAUGACGAGAUAAUUUAUAGACUGGAGUCUCUGUAACAAAAUUUACUAGUUCUUUCUUUGGAUAUAAAUAUAUACGGAUUCCAGCAGGGAAUUCAAAUCCAAAAUACCCUGUUUGGAUCUAAUUUAAUUA